This is a messenger RNA of Macadamia integrifolia, 948 nucleotides long. RefSeq names its product ubiquitin-conjugating enzyme E2-23 kDa-like. Bases 158 to 766 code for a protein of 202 amino acids. The record is from RefSeq and is a predicted model, not a curated record. Gene Ontology annotation, molecular function: ubiquitin conjugating enzyme activity. Gene Ontology annotation, cellular component: nucleus. The transcript has 6 exons. Gene Ontology annotation, biological process: protein polyubiquitination; ubiquitin-dependent protein catabolic process. NCBI's taxonomy places the organism in Eukaryota, Viridiplantae, Streptophyta, Magnoliopsida, Proteales, Proteaceae.
UCUCUCUUCUUUCUCUCUCUAGACCGCUUUUUAGCUUUUGUUGUAGUUGUGAAGAACUCAUCUCUUCGACUCUUUCUCCGCUCACCAGCGAGAGCUUUCGUCUGUGACUGAAUUCUGAAGCUGCACAAACUGAUUACAAAAACAGAAUUAAAAAAUCAUGUCUUCCCCAAGCAAACGCCGAGAGAUGGACCUGAUGAAGCUUAUGAUGAGCGAUUACAAGGUGGAGAUGAUUAACGAUGGCAUGCAAGAGUUUUAUGUGGAUUUUCAUGGACCGAAUGACAGUCCUUACCAUGGUGGUGUGUGGAGGAUUAGGGUGGAGUUACCAGAUGCUUAUCCUUAUAAGUCGCCAUCAAUUGGUUUCGUUAAUAAGAUAUAUCACCCAAAUGUCGAUGAAAUGUCAGGAUCAGUCUGCUUGGAUGUAAUCAAUCAGACCUGGAGCCCUAUGUUUGGUAAAAUAGCUUAUUCUACCUUCAAUUAUCCAUUAUGUUGGCUUCCGUGUUUCACAGAUCUGGUAAAUGUGUUUGAAGUGUUCCUUCCACAACUUCUAUUGUACCCGAACCCAUCAGACCCAUUGAAUGGAGAGGCUGCUGCUCUGAUGAUGCGUGAUCGAGCUUCUUAUGAACAAAGAGUAAAAGAAUAUUGUGAGAAGUAUGCCAAACCUGAGGAUAUUGGAGCCAAGGAGGAAGAAAAAUCCAGUGAUGAAGAGCUGAGUGAAGAGGAGUAUGACUCCAGUGAUGAGGCAGUGGCUGGCCAUGCUGAUCCAUAGUGCAUAGGUGCAUAAAUACAUGCCCCAUUUAACUGUCUGUAUUUGUACAUUGACAUUAUAGUUGCAGGUAAAAGUAAGCCUAAAGUCUCUAGUUUUAUUUAUUUGGGGAAGAAGGGUCCAGUUUCUUCUGUUCAUUAGUUUUAAUUGUCACUGUAAAUAAAUUCAAGCUUCAUGUUGUAAUC